CAUAGCGUCGACUGCAGCCGAAUUCUGCUCUUGUUCUUGUUGAGUUCAGUGCAAAAAUGUCUUCUAUUUCAAGCAUGGCAAGAUUCAGAAAUCCAACGAAGUCCGCACGAGACCCUGGAUUUUCAAGUACCUUGAAGAGGACCAGUAGUCUUGGAAGUCUGAACAAGAGAAGUUCUGCCAAUUUAGCUCCAUCAUUCAAUGCUUCGAAAACGAGCCCAGGACUGUCCGAAGAAUACAGCAAUCUUGAGGCGGAGUACAUUAAGAACUUGCAGCAGCAGAUCUACUUCCUGGAACUGGAGGCCAAUUUCCUUCGGGACCAAGCAAGGAAGGCCACCCAUCUGCAGCCCAAAAUGACUGAAGAGGCCGGAAGGAUGUUGGACACGCUCAAGGAUUUGCAAUCCACAGUGGAUGGCCUACACUUGGACAUCAAGCGGAAAGAAUCCAACUUGGACAUGGUGAACUCGGAGAAGGAACGGCUGGAUGGCCGGCUCAAGCUGUUGCAGGACACCCACAACCGGGAGAAAAAACUACUGGUGGAGGAGAUUGUGCAGCUCAAGAAGCAGAACGAGAUGACGUUGAGGGAGAUUGCGCAGAAGGAGGAGCAGAUCUUUGACGCGAGGAAAGAACUGGACAAAGGCAGCACGUCGCUGACGAGUGCCGAGCAGAAGAUCAGGAUACUCACUGCACAGGUGGACCAGAAGUCUGACGAGCUACGACACACCCAGCUUGCGUUGGAGGACAAGCGGGCGGAGCUGCUGAAGGUGCAGACCCAGCUUCAGGAGUUGGAGGAUCGUUACUACUCCAGCACUGCAUCCAUCCAAGACAAGGCUGUGGAGGAAUUCAGGAAUGAGAUUCGUGUGAUGCAGCACAAGAUGAAGGAGACAGAGCUGAACGCCCAGCAAGACCGGUACCUGAAGAACAAGAUGUCAGAUGACAUUGCCAACCUGGUCAAAGAGAAUGCUUUGCUGGGGACCCAGGUAGUUGAGUUACAGAAACAGCUGGACAGAGAAAGAUCACUGAGGGAGAGCCGUGACACCAGACACGCUUCCAACAUCACCGAACUGGUGACGGUCCGUGACAAAGAGAAGCAGCUCAAGUACGAGCUGGAUAAGGCCAGGGAGGAGCUGAAGUAUGAACGGGACCGUGUACAGCAUCUGAUGAACCAGCUAGCGAAGCAAGAGCAAGAGCAUGUAACUUCCAACCUGAGCCAAAACACACUGCGAAGCAGGCUGGCUGAGCUAGAGGGCCGGCUCUCUGGGGUGGAGGUUGAGAACACCCAGCUGCGCAGGGACAAGAUGCUAUUGGUCGAUCACGUGUCAGAGCUGCAAAAACAGGUUGCAGAGCGAGAUCAGGAGGCCACAAGAAUGCAGAACCACAUGCACACCAUGGAGGGAACAUUGGCCGGUCUUGAACGCCGCAACAAACAGGAGAGCUCCCUGCAGAGCCAGCGCUGGGGAGAGUUUGAGAAGAUGGCGGAGAGCAUGAAGAACCUGUCCAAGAGCAUGACGGCGCGCUCGCUGACGCCGGAGUACUGAGAAGGGAGGGGCUAAUUUGGGACAGAGAGGGAUUGCGGGGGUCACGGCAUCUACCGGCAGAACCCUGCAGAGCACUGCUGGGGUGGGUGUGAGAAGACAGCUGAUGAGAGCAUGAAGUUACCAGGACCUCUCUUAAAGAGCAUGAAGGCGUGCUGCUGACACCAGAGUCUUGAAGGAGGCGGCGGGAUGGGGCUAGUUAGGGGUAUAGACCCAUCAGUGGAAGUUUGUGUGCUGCAAAUAAAAACUACAAUAUAUAAUGUAUGUUUCUUUAUUUUUACUGUAUUUGUCAAUGUGUCAUAGACUAGCACAAGUGAUUUCUGUAGUCUGAGUUAAGUGAGGCACUAGAAAUGCUGAAAAAAGGGUGUGUUCAUUAUUUCAGCUUUAAAAAAGAAACCUUUCUUUUGUCUUGAACAGUGUAUCGGCACUGGCUAGUUUUUACCAAGUCGAGAGAAAUUAAAUUUGAAGCCUGCUUGCUGCAUUUUGUUUUGUGUGCUGUUUUUUUCAUAAUUACCUCAGGUCUGUUGCAUUGCUGAUUCAACUAUAAAAACAAACUGUUCUUAUGAGUUAACAUAUAACACAGGAAUUGGUCUAUUCAACAAUUCACUUAUGUUUAUACAUGUAUGUAUUGUAUCCGUAAUUGGUUUGUAUUUUUUAGUGUAGAUUAUUCCGUGGUUUUUACCUUUUUGGUCUGUUUUUGAACCUAAAUUCAUGUCUCUGAGAUUUUCUCACAUGCUACUAACUUCCAGUCCAAAACCUGUUCCAUCCAGUGCUUGUUUAAAUGCUCCUGGGAUUCAAAAGGAGUCAUCUAAUAUCGGCACCAUUUCUCAUAACUUGUUCAGGUCCUGUGUCAUUUUUCCCAACCUGCUUAUCCGUCCUCAGCAUACAGUAGAAUCUGUCCAACUUUCAGUUUUUCUUGGCCAACAUGCUAAUGGAUGGGACUUUGUUGUGGUAUAUCAAUUUUAUUUCAAUUUUCAGCUUCUAAGUUUUAGCAUGCGCUUUAUUUGGGCCCUAUGUACUUUCUUUUAGCUCUAUGAACAAGAUGAAUCAUAUAAUCGCGAUGAACUCUAGCUGUGGUGGUAGGAGAUGAGUUAAAACAUUCCUUUAUUUACUCCUUGUUCACAUGAAAUGGUUUCCUUAGAAGUACAGUGAGAUGUGAAUUCUGAAUUACAUGUAUAUUUAAAGUUCUUUACGUGGUGUUAAAGCCAAGUUUCUAAAAAAUCACUUCAGGCUCUGUAUGAGAUUUAUCCUUUUUAAAACAAUGUUUUUAUAAUUUCGAAAAAAGAUUUACGCAGUUUUGUGCCCCUAUCACAAUGGAAGCUAGCAUAGGUGCUGUUUUCAAUAACUGUACGAGCCUUAUUGAUUUGUUUAUUGAGCAAAGAUUCCGAUAUUUUUGUACCUUUUUGUAAAAUGGACAGUGUAGAAUUUUAGCUCUGUGCAAAAUGAGGUUGAAGACACUUUGGCAAGUUAGCAGGGUGUUUAUCAUCACAUGAAGUACACACACAAGAAAGUAUGAAGAAAAGAGUUCAAACUAAAAGCAGUGCCGGGGAAAAAAAGAAACUAUUUAAGUUUGCUUUCUAAAACAAGUGCCUUAUCAAUGUCAUACUUAAGAUAGCGUAUACUUCUAGAUAUUUCCUCGGAUUUGAAGCCUUCCAAUAUUUCUAAAAAUUGACCAAACUGCACAGGAAAAAAAGGAGCACUAGUUGUCACUGGAAGAGUUUUUAAAAUAAUAAUUCUGUAACACCUUAAAAUAUAUGUACACAUUCUUAGUGAAUACUGAUCCUUUAUUUCACACCCUAAACACUGCAUCAUGAAAAAUUAGGAAGAGGGGAAUUUGUUAUUUCAAAUCCUGGGGUGUAUAUGUCAUUGGGUCCAAUGAUUUUCAUAUAACAGGGAGUGAAUUUCAUUAAAAAGAAUGUAAAAAUGACUGGAAUUGUAAUUUUACCAAAGAUAAGGAUACAUUUAUACAAAAAGGAUAAAAAUUUAUGAUAAAAGAAUGACGUUUAUCAGAAGAGAAUACAUUUGUGAUUCUUAUAUAGUAGCUUAAUGGUAUUGAUACGAUCAUUAUGGUGUAUAGUUUAAAACUUAGAUUAAACAGAAAUUUAACAGGAACAAACUA
Acanthaster planci (crown-of-thorns starfish) is the source of this 3651-nucleotide messenger RNA. RefSeq lists its product as uncharacterized. Lineage: Eukaryota; Metazoa; Echinodermata; Asteroidea; Valvatida; Acanthasteridae. The record is from RefSeq and is a predicted model, not a curated record.